CGACCGUGAACACCCUAUGAAAAGAUAUGAAGACUAGUUGGUUUAGAUGAUCCAAAUUAAUGGUUUGCAUGUACCUUUUUUUUACUCUUUGGAUGCAUUAGUAUUUAGUACAUUAAUUUUAGUGGUGAAUUCCUGCCAUAGAAUCUCUCCCUCCCAAUAAUAUAGCCUCUUCUUCCCCUGGUUGGAGGUGCCUUCUUCCAAAUGGUUCAAAACAUUUUCUUGUUCUUAACAAUGUUAAUUAUCCCAAAAAACAUAACAAAAUUGACAUGCGUGGUGCAGCUUCUUUCAACAUCACAUCAUUCCCCUUCUUCCUAAUCCUAACCAUCACCACCUUCAUUCUAACCCACCCUUCCACCACCGUCAUCGCAGGAUCCAACGACGGAAUCCCCAUAAUCCCCGACGACAACAGACCACCGCCCACCGCCGCCGCAGGAAAGAAAUCGGAUGCAUUGAAGCCGAGCGCCGCAGUGGUGGUCGGCGUUCUGACCACCACAUUCUCCCUCUCCUUCCUCCUCCUCCUCUACAUUAAACACUGCAGCGGCAGCAGCACGAUCGUCGCCAGGGGAGACCGGAAUUCCCAGGCUGCUACGGCGGAGACGGCGUCGUCUGAGCAGAGGAAGGACUCCGGGGUUGGCCGUGAGGUCGUGGAAUCGCUGCCGAAGUUCCGGUUUGGGUCGCUGAGGGGAAGGAAAAAUGGGCUUGACUGCGCGGUUUGUCUCGCUGGGUUUGAGGAACGUGAGGUUCUAAGGUUGUUGCCAAAGUGCAGGCACGCGUUUCACGUGGAUUGCGUUGACAUGUGGCUCCAUGCACAUUCCACGUGCCCGCUCUGCCGCUACAAAGUCCUCCGCGAAGACGCAGGUCUCGCGGAGGACGCGAGGGAAGAAGAAGGAGAAGAAGAAGCGUUUGGCAAUAACAUCAUUGAAGGGGGGAGAAAUAAUGACGAAGGCGGCGUGUUGCCGGAGAAUGAAAACCGGCGAGGCUCCGGGAGGGACUCGUCCGACGGAGAGGGGGAGGAGGAGUUUAUAGAGAUUGUUUUACAGUCACCGAAGAAUGAUGCCGAAACGCCGUCGUUUAGGGGGUCUUUGGAGGAGUUGGAGGAUGCUGUUGCGUCUCCCGGGAAAAGUGUGGGGCCGUUAAGGGGCAUGAUGAGCGGGGAGCACAGGUUAGAGCAUCAGAUUAUUGUCUCCCCAUCUUCUUCACGCGGUGGGGGCCACGAAAAGGAUAGCAGUGUUGAGUCGUUGGAUGUGUUGUACUUGAAAUCAGAGGAGAUGAUCAUAGGUGAUGGAAGAAGAACCGCGAGUGAGCGCAAGCAGAAUGUUAGGAGGGGUGAGAGAGAAAACGGUGUUUUGAGGAGUGUAUCAGAGGCGGCGGGGAUGAACAACUUGGUCAAAGGGAAGAAUAGAGGGAAAGGAAGGGGAUGA
Lotus japonicus is the source of this 1421-nucleotide messenger RNA. RefSeq names its product RING-H2 finger protein ATL43-like. The coding region runs from base 267 to 1421 and encodes 384 amino acids. The record is from RefSeq and is a predicted model, not a curated record. The transcript has a single exon. Lineage: Eukaryota; Viridiplantae; Streptophyta; Magnoliopsida; Fabales; Fabaceae.